UGUGAUCCUGGCACUUGGGGCAACCAAUGCCUGUCUCAGUGCGCCUGCGGCCUUGACUCCGGCGGCCGAAGGAUAGCUUGUGAUCCGAUAUCGGGCCGUUGUCCUUGUAAGGCUGGCUACCAAGGCGCCAAAUGCAACAUACAAGCGCUUGGAGUCACGCUGUAG
This is a messenger RNA of Protopolystoma xenopodis, 165 nucleotides long. The record is from the annotation of a GenBank genome assembly. NCBI's taxonomy places the organism in Eukaryota, Metazoa, Platyhelminthes, Monogenea, Polystomatidea, Polystomatidae.